Molecule: messenger RNA, 684 nt
Organism: Anisakis simplex (herring worm)
Lineage: Eukaryota; Metazoa; Nematoda; Chromadorea; Rhabditida; Anisakidae
Source: the annotation of a GenBank genome assembly
AUGUUCAUGCGAAAUGGAAAAGCGAUAAUCGCAUCAUCCUCGUCACUAUCUUCAGUACUUUUGAUUAGCGCAACUCUCCUAUCAGUUGCUAGUAUCGCAAAUGCUAUCGAUAUCACACAACAGGGAUUUUCCGACUUUAUCGGUUUGAUGUCGCGUGAUGCCGAAACGUUACCAGGCCCACUCGCCUUCGGGCACAAAUUUAUGACUGGUGGCGCAGGUGAAGGCUCUCAACAACUUCGACCUGAAUCGGAAUUCGAACAACGCGAACAAGUGAAAAGCGAUAACGUACUGCCGGCGUAUUGUGAGCCACCGAAUCCGUGUCCAGUUGGUUACACAGCAGUUGAUGGAUGCUUGGAAGAGUUCGAGAAUUCAGCUGAAUUCUCGAGAAACUAUCAGUCGAGUCAAAUUUGCAUCUGUGAUCAAGAACAUAUGUUCAAUUGUCCAGCUAAAGGAACUGAUGAAUUGGAAGAAAGUCUUCAGAGUAUUCUCGAUGAAAAUGGAUUUCACAAGAACUUAAUCGCGAAGAAAUUUCACGAGAAACGUGAAAGUUUCAUGGUUUNUAUUGCAGGAACCAAGGAGAAAGAAACGAUCAGUAAGAAAUGUGAACGAAAAGGAUACUGUCCGAGCCAAAAAUCCGUAUCUUCAAGGAGAACCACUGAAAACGGUAUCCAAAAAGGAUGGUAG